This is a messenger RNA of Paraglomus occultum, 445 nucleotides long. Lineage: Eukaryota; Fungi; Glomeromycota; Glomeromycetes; Paraglomerales; Paraglomeraceae. The record is from the annotation of a GenBank genome assembly.
AUGGCGUCUAAACAAGUAGAAAAAUGCCUUACUGAAGAAAAAAAUGAAGAGUUGAUUUUUGAAUCUGGGCCACCAAAGCGUGGACGUGUAGCAAAAGCUUACGAAGACUGUGAAUUUCGGACGAGUAAGCCCGUUCAUAUGCCUAUCAAGAAUAAAGCAAACCCACCGAAAAAACGCACACGCAUAGCUGAACCCACGAAAUUACUCUCCGAGACUGAACCGUCUGCAAGUAAAUCAAAAAAAUAUCCGAAGUCACGUAAACCAGCUCAGAAAUGGAACUUGGAGGAAGAUAAAAUAUUGGUUGACUUUAUGUUUGGAUUGAUUCAGAACAUACCGUGGAACGACCUAGCCAAAGAGUUACCUAAUCGUGAUAUAAAGAGUAUGCAAAACAGAUGGGCCUAUAUUAGGAGGGCAGGGUUUAGAGUGACACCAGCGAGAGAUAAUA